UAAAGCUCUUAAGUAUUAAAGAAAUAAUGUUAAUUGUGAGAAGGGAAGAAAAGGCUUCAAGAAAUCUACAUUCUCAACCAGAAUUGUAACACUCUAAAAGCUUAACACACUGUUCUGGAAACCCAAUCCAGUUCCAUGCAGCAGCCUGCUUUUGAGUGUAGGCAGUGAAUAACUGCAGUUAUUCCCUGAUCUAGUAAAGGCAGUUUUAUAGGGUAUUAUUCCUUGUUUGUAAGUACUAGUUUUUCUUCAAGUACUGUGUUUAUAUUAAGGAGCCUCUAUUAAAGCACUGCACUAAGGCUUCAUUCAUCAAGUUUAGAUACCUAUUCUUUGUUUGCUAGGCAUCAUGCCAGGUAUUAGGGAUUUCAGUGGUGCCAAAAUCACUGCUUCCCUGCUUUACUGAGUGAACAGUCUAGUCAACAAGAGUCACAUGGUGACACAAAAGUGGCAGAUGCUAUGAUGGAACAACAUGGUUGAUGAUAGAUAAGGCAGAUAAUUAAGGCCAUUACUGCUAGCAUAUGACUUAAGUCAAUGGCCAGGAAAGACUUCAUUGAAAAGGAUAAUUGAUGGAAAACUUGAAAGGCGUAGUAAACUAGGCAAAGAAGGUGAGAGAAGAGCAUGUUCAAAAGUCCUAUCCAGUGACUGAAAUGGCUCUUUGGUGCAAGUGGAAUGAUUAAGGAUUACGGAGUUGUAGGGAGCUAGAGAAAUACGUAAGGGCUACUAUGCAGGGCUUUAUAGUUAAAUUCCAUGAAGUUAAAGUCGUUUUGUCUUGUAAGAACUAUUGGAAAUCAUUUGAGAUAUUAAAGAUGUUUGUGAGGGGGGAGGGGGGUGUGUGAGUCAUUAAUAAAAUUGACAUUUAAAAAGAACUUGCCAUGUUUAAAACAAUCUAUAGGGAAGAGAUCUAGGAGGCUCAUGAGCCCAUAUGAGAGUUUUAACAUGAACUAAGGGUGGAGAAAAAGGGGACAGAUUCUCCAGAUGGUCUCUCUGUCCUUUGUUGAAUUCUUUAGGCCUCAGUUGUCAGACUUCAUUUCCAGCUAUACUCUUGCCUAGGUGAUUUUGUCCAAUCCCAUGGCUUUGAGUGUCAUCAGCAUUUUAGUCACUUCUAAAUAUUUCCAAGUCCCAAACACCCCUAAACUCGGGAUUCAUACCAACUGAGGAUUCAUGAAACUCAGGAUUCAUCUUGGUUUGAUUUUCUUGAGUCUUCUAAAUAAACCUCUUGAUUAAGCCCAUGCCAGCUUCUUUAUAUCAUCCACAUGCCCAGAGCAAAUAACUUGGGUACCUUGAGUUUUUCUCAUAACCUCUAAUCCUGCAGCAAUCCAUAUUCCAUCUUUAAAAUAUAUCCUGAGUCAACUUGCACUUGGGACUGCCACCACUGCCAGCCUAGAAUAGGUAACUAUAAUAGUUCAUAAUGGUUGUUCCUCUUACCUGCUCACUCAGCAGCCAGAGGGAGCCUUUUAAAAGAGGGCAAAUUAGGUCUUGCCACUCUUCUACCCCUCAGACACUGCUGUUUUUCCAUCCUACUUAGAAUUCUGAGUCUUUGGCCUGUUGAAGCUCUAUUAUCUGGCUUCAUCUACCCCUUUCCCUUUUGCUCACUGUUGUGGCCUCACUAGUUGCUUUGCCAAGAUUUUUUCCAUUUCAGAGACUUUACAUAAUGCAUCUUAGUGGGAGGCUUUUACCUCAAAAUAUUUUCAAGGGUCAUUCAGGUCUUUGCUCCAUUGUGGAUAUUUUAAAAGCUGAAAAACUGGGUAAAGAUAUUUAUGACAGGAUAACAUGGUAUCACUUACCAGGUAUAUCUUCCUUAACUACUAUUUAAAACUAGAAUUAUGUGAACUUCAGGGGCUGGGAGCUUUUGGUACUGUAUCUCAUAUGAACAGUCAUAUUAAGGAAUGGGAUAAUAGAUACUGACUACACAGGUGGUGAUAUCAAUUACAUUGGAAUUGCAGGUGUAUCUGAGGAAGGAAUUUCAGGUAGGAAGGGAAAGAAUGAGUGCAGCUUUGUACAUUGAGUUUGAGGCAUCACAGUGUCAAGCAAGCGGGUACAUUGUGUGCCUGACGUUUAGUGAUUUGGCCCAAAGACAGAAAUGUACAAGUAAGUAUAGAUGGCCCUUGUAGUCAUGUGUUUGGAUGAGUUCUGGGAGCUGGGGGAAUAACUGAACAAGCAGAGCUUCAGAACUGGUGUUCGGAAAAGCUCCAGCAUUCGACGGCCAGAUAGAAGCAUAAAGGGAGCCUGCAAAGCACGGUGGCCACAAUGCUUGGUGGGAAACCUACAGAAUUCCAGGCAGGUCCACAAGAUCAACACUACGGGUGGGGGACGGGGGUUCAAGUUAGGCGAAUGAAAUAGGUCUAUCGAUAGAAUUUUCUCAUCUUGCCACAUUAAAUCAGAUAUGCAAAACUGCACAGAUCCUGGAACCAGGGAUUCUCGCACAACCAGGUUAACAAAACCCUGGACUACUUACCUAACGUGUGCUGCAUCGCACCCUUCUGGGCAUUCAGGCCAGCCCCGGCACAGUGGCAGAUGCUAGGGAUGCAGAGGAUGUAGAUAAUAUAAAUCUUAUAUCGCUGUUCUUAUUUUGCCUUUCGUAACCAGGACAUUUAAAUUCUGAUAUGAAGAUAAAGGCAAAUUGUCUCCAGCACCAGUUACCGUAAGCAGAAGUUAAAAUGUACAGCCGCGAUUUAAGUAAGCUUUAGCCGCGCCGCCUACCGGGUUUCUGACGUCAUCAGUCAGGGACCGUAUUUGAGAAAGGCCUACCUCACUUGUCGCCGCGCCGUUAGUGCGUUCGCGUGCGCACUGCUACCAGCGCCUGAGCUGGACUUGCGUUGCGGCGUGAGGCAACUUUGAGAGCGCCAGUCGGGCAUCCGCUAAAGGCAGCUCACCGGGUCUUCCUCGCGUCUGGAGCUCCUCUGUUCCCCACGUGUUUCCGCCUCGCCACUUACUGGGAUACCCUGGAUUCCCGGCCCAGGGCCUUCCUCAUCCAUUAAUCCUUCUGUGGCAACUCCAGCCCACAUUAGUCUCUCCUUCAUCGGGCAUACACACAUAAAAAGAAAGGGAUAGUCUUUCACCAUGAAUCGGAAGAAGGUGGAUAACCGCAUCCGGAUUCUCAUUGAGAAUGGGGUAGCUGAGAGACAAAGGUCUCUCUUUGUUGUAGUUGGGGAUCGAGGAAAGGAUCAGGUGGUAAUACUACAUCAUAUGCUAUCCAAAGCAACUGUGAAGGCUCGGCCUUCAGUGCUGUGGUGUUAUAAGAAAGAGCUGGGGUUUAGCAGUCACCGGAAGAAAAGAAUGCGACAGCUGCAGAAGAAAAUAAAGAAUGGGACGUUGAACAUAAAGCAAGAUGACCCCUUUGAACUCUUUGUAGCUGCCACAAACAUUCGCUACUGCUACUACAAUGAGACUCACAAGAUCCUUGGCAAUACGUUUGGCAUGUGUGUCCUCCAGGAUUUUGAAGCCUUAACUCCAAAUUUGCUGGCCAGGACUGUAGAAACAGUAGAAGGUGGUGGGCUUGUGGUUAUCCUCCUUCGGACCAUGAAUUCACUGAAGCAGUUGUACACAAUGACCAUGGAUGUACAUUCAAGGUACAGGACUGAGGCCCAUCAGGAUGUAGUGGGAAGAUUUAAUGAGAGGUUUAUUCUCUCUCUGGCCUCUUGUAAGAAGUGUCUUGUCAUUGAUGACCAGCUCAACAUCCUGCCCAUCUCCUCCCACAUUGCCAGCAUCGAGGCCUUAUCUCCACAGACCUCGGAGGAGAGCCUGGGUCCUUCUGAUCUGGAGCUGAAGGAGUUGAAGGAGAGCUUGCAGGACACUCAGCCUGUGGGUGUGUUGGUGGACUGCUGCAGGACCCUCGACCAGGCCAAAGCUGUCUUGAAAUUUAUUGAGGGGAUCUCUGAAAAGACCUUGAGGAGUACUGUUGCACUUACAGCUGCCCGAGGAAGAGGAAAAUCGGCAGCCCUGGGAUUGGCUAUUGCUGGGGCAGUGGCAUUUGGGUACUCCAAUAUCUUUGUCACCUCCCCAAGCCCUGAUAACCUCCACACUCUCUUUGAAUUUGUAUUUAAAGGAUUUGAUGCACUGCAAUAUCAGGAGCAUCUGGAUUAUGAGAUUAUUCAGUCUUUAAAUCCUGAAUUUAACAAAGCAGUAAUCAGAGUGAAUGUAUUCCGGGAACACAGGCAGACCGUUCAGUAUAUACAUCCUGCAGAUGCAGUGAAACUGGGCCAGGCUGAACUUGUUGUGAUUGAUGAAGCUGCUGCCAUCCCUUUACCCCUGGUGAAAAGCCUACUUGGCCCCUACCUUGUUUUCAUGGCAUCCACCAUCAAUGGCUAUGAGGGCACUGGCCGAUCACUGUCCCUCAAGCUAAUUCAGCAGCUCCGCCAACAGAGUGCCCAGAGCCAGAUCAGUACCACUGCUGAGAACAAGACCACGACAACAGCCAGACUGGCAUCAGCUCGAACACUGCAUGAGGUUUCCCUCCAGGAGUCAAUCCGCUAUGCCCCCGGGGACGCAGUGGAGAAGUGGCUCAACGACUUGUUGUGCUUGGAUUGCCUUAGCAUUACUCGGAUAAUAUCAGGCUGCCCCUUGCCUGAUGCCUGUGAACUCUACUAUGUUAAUAGAGACACCCUCUUUUGCUACCACAAGGCCUCUGAAGUUUUCCUCCAACGACUCAUGGCCCUCUAUGUGGCUUCUCACUACAAGAACUCUCCCAAUGAUCUCCAGAUGCUGUCUGAUGCACCUGCUCACCACCUCUUCUGCCUUCUGCCUCCCGUGCCCCCCACUCAGAAUGCCCUUCCGGAAGUGCUUGCUGUCAUCCAGAUGUGCCUGGAGGGGGAGAUUUCUCGCCAGUCCAUCUUGAACAGUUUGUCUCGAGGCAAGAAGGCUUCAGGAGACCUGAUUCCAUGGACGGUGUCGGAACAGUUCCAAGAUCCAGACUUUGGUGGCCUUUCCGGUGGCAGGGUUGUUCGCAUUGCUGUUCAUCCGGAUUAUCAAGGGAUGGGCUAUGGCAGCCGAGCUCUGCAGCUGCUGCAGAUGUACUACGAAGGCAGAUUCCCUUGUCUUGAGGAAAAAGUCCUUGAGAUGUCUCAAGAAAUUCACACCAUAAGCAGUGAGGCGGUCAGCUUGUUGGAAGAGGUCAUUACUCCUCGGAAGGACCUGCCCCCUUUACUCCUCAAAUUGAAUGAGAGGCCAGCUGAACACCUGGAUUACCUGGGUGUUUCUUAUGGCUUGACCCCCAGGCUCCUGAAGUUCUGGAAACGAGCUGGAUUUGUCCCUGUUUAUCUGAGACAGACCCCGAAUGACCUGACUGGAGAACACUCAUGUGUCAUGCUAAAAACACUGACCGAAGAGAACGAGACUGACCAGGGAGCCUGGCUCUCAGCCUUCUGGAAAGAUUUCCGAAGGCGAUUCCUAGCCUUGCUGUCCUACCAGUUCAGCACUUUCUCUCCUCCCCUGGCUCUGAACAUCAUUCAGAACCGAAACAUUGGGAAACCAGCCCAGCCAGCCCUAAGCCGGGAGGAGCUGGAGGCGCUCUUCCUCCCCUAUGACCUGAAGAGGCUGGAGAUGUACUCACGGAACAUGGUGGACUAUCAUCUCAUCAUGGACAUGAUCCCAGCCAUCUCCCGGAUGUAUUUCCUGAACCAGCUGGGGGACCUGUCUCUGUCUGCUGCCCAGUCGGCUCUUCUGCUGGGGAUUGGCCUGCAGCAUAAGUCUGUGGAUCAGCUGGAAAAGGAGAUUGAGCUGCCCUCGGGCCAGCUGAUGGGCCUUUUCAAUCGGAUCAUCCGCAAAGUUGUGAAGCUAUUUAAUGAAGUGCAGGAAAAGGCCAUUGAGGAGCAGAUGGUGGCAGUGAAGGAUGUGGUUAUGGAGCCUACGAUGAAGACCCUGAGUGACGACCUGGAUGAAGCAGCAAAGGAAUUCCAGGAGAAACAUAAGAAAGAAGUAGGAAAACUGAAGAACAUGGACCUGUCUCAGUACAUAAUCCGUGGGGAUGAUGACGAGUGGAAUGAAGUUUUGAACAAAGCUGGGCAGAAUGCCUCAGUCGUCAGCCUGAAAAGUGACAAGAAAAGGAAGUUGGAAGCCAAACGAGAACCCAAACUUAAGAAGUUGAAGAAAAACAGAGAUAUGAAGAACAAAAAAGAUUUGAAACUGAAGCAGAGGAAAUAG
Messenger RNA from Choloepus didactylus (southern two-toed sloth), 6135 nucleotides. It is a transcript of the gene NAT10, whose product is annotated as N-acetyltransferase 10. Lineage: Eukaryota; Metazoa; Chordata; Mammalia; Pilosa; Megalonychidae. The transcript is spliced from 30 exons. Gene Ontology annotation, cellular component: 90S preribosome; nucleolus. Bases 3058 to 6135 code for a protein of 1025 amino acids. Gene Ontology annotation, molecular function: ATP binding; tRNA binding; 18S rRNA cytidine N-acetyltransferase activity. Gene Ontology annotation, biological process: rRNA acetylation involved in maturation of SSU-rRNA. The record is from RefSeq and is a predicted model, not a curated record.